Phlebotomus papatasi is the source of this 691-nucleotide messenger RNA. Its product is annotated as peritrophin-1-like. Lineage: Eukaryota; Metazoa; Arthropoda; Insecta; Diptera; Psychodidae. Gene Ontology annotation, molecular function: chitin binding. The record is from RefSeq and is a predicted model, not a curated record. The transcript has 2 exons. Gene Ontology annotation, cellular component: extracellular region. Bases 67 to 336 code for a protein of 89 amino acids.
AUAAAAGGUAAAGACUUGAUCAUUUUCAAGUCAGUAUUUGGUGCAAUUCCUAAAUAUUCUCUCAAUAUGAAGACUUGCCUGGUUUUCCUGUUCGCGAUUGUCGCCUUGGCUGCUGCUGCCAAUGUUUCUUGCCCACCAGUUGAUGAUGAACAUGGUGAAGCCGUCGUCCUUCCUCACGAAUCAGACUGCUCAAAGUUCUAUCUUUGCUCUAAUGGUGUUCCAUGGGAACUUUCGUGCAAAGAAGGACUCUACUUCAACACUGAAACCAACACCUGCGAUUGGCAAGAAAAUGUUAACUGCUCAAAUGUAGGCACCACUCCAGGCGGACAAAAAUAGACGAACGGAAAGAAAUCUGACCACCUUCCUGAUGGCGCUUUCACCCUUUGGUUGCGUCCCAUACUGCUCCAAAUCGGAGAGGUUUUGGACAAAGCGUCAAGUUAAAUGUUUUAUCUCUUCCAAGAAAAUUCAGUUGUUUUCCAAGUUCUAUCGAGUAGGAGACUGGGGCAAAAUUUGUCUAAACGAAAAUUUCAAUAUUCAUUAUUUUCUAAAAUGUACCUAAAAUUUACCUUUUUUUCUAAAUUUAAAUAACAGUCUUUCAUAUUGUUAAAAGCUUGAAAAAAAUCUAAAUUAUUUGUAUUUUUCAAUCUGUAUAAAAAAUUAUUGGAAAAAUAUACGUAAUUGUCGAUCUUAA